UUUGAUGAUUCUUGCAGUGGUAAAUCGGCUGAAGAGAUCAAGCAAAUAUAGAAUGUUUACAUCCUUGUUCCACUUUUUUAAAUCCAUAGCUACAGUCUCAUUAAAUUGAUUUGCCAAAGGUAAACAAACUGCUGGUCGUGGUGGUGUUUUACAGACUCUUUGACAUAUCUCACAAGAGGCAUAAACCUCAUCUAAUAUAGACUGAUAAUCAUCAUCCCAAACAUUCGCAUCACUCGGAAAGGCUUUCAGUUUACCUUGUGAAGAGUGGGCAAAUUGCUUGAGUAGUUUGACAAGCGUUUUCUUUUUCUCUGUUCUGGAUACAUCAGCUUCCAAGGUAUAAACGGAAUCAGAAAUUGGUAUUUCUUCCUUGUCAAGCGGAAUGCAAUAAUGUCCUGAUGAGGUACUAUCAAGGUCUACUGUUUUGCCCCAAAUUUCAGCUUGGUCAUUUUCAAGGUGUAAUUUGAUUUUGGCAUUAUUCCUUGCAGUUUUGCUCAAUAAUAAUGGGAUUUUACUAUCAAUCACAUCCGUUUUGAUGAAAAUGCUUUUUCCAGCAAUCUCGCAUGGGAAGGUUACACUACCUCUGGAUUUCUUUGUUUCUCCUUCACCAAAUUUAAAGACUGUUGAACUAUCACAGUGCUGGACUAGAUUAGAUUCUCUAGCAUCUAACUUUUCUAGGUAACAGUCCAUCCAAUGCCUGCCUGCAACUGUAGAUGUGCAGUCUGAAUCAAGAACUGUCGAAUUUCUUGCUUCACUAGUAAGUAAACACAACUCACUUUCAUUUGAUCCAGUAAAUAAUGUGAUAUGCUCCCCAGAGUUCAUGGACCAUCUGUGAGGACAAUCUCUCAUAAAAUGCAAAAUAGACUUCAAAUUUUGCAUUUUGUAGGUUUAUCAUUGAAACCCAAUGGGUUUGUUUUAGUGUCAGUGUUUCUAGAUUGAAAAUGUUCAUUUUCACCAUGCCUAAAAAUUCUCUGUGGUCUGCUAAAACGGUUAUGUUGAUAUUUAUUAGGACAAUUGUAAAGUAUCUCUUCUGAAGCUGAGGCUCCCCUGGAUUCAAACGCAAUGCCAGAAACAUCACUCUCAGAUGGGAUAGCUUGUUUUCCAUAGAACUUUCUGAGAGCAGUUUUCAUUUGAUCAAAUAACUGUUAUUUCUUUGAGUAAUCAACACCUGUUAACACCAGUUGUCUCUCUUUGUAAGAAAGUUUUGAAGCAUCAAGUAGUUUAAAUGCUAAGACUGAGGAAGGCAAUUUCAUAUCUUUUUGCAUUAUUCGGUUAUACCUUUUUUCAAAUUCCAAAACAAAAGCCUCAACUUUCUGGUUAGCUUCACGUACGUAUCUAUCAAAUAUGGUAUAACGUUUGUAUACCUUACUUAGCUCAUCUUUUUUAAAAAGUUUAUCCAAAUAAUCAAUAAGUUUCUCUACGCCAACAUCAGCUUUAAUACUUUCCAGUUUCAGUUCAUUAAACACUUUGUCUCUAACACCACUUGGAUCAUCUUUCAGAAAAGACAAUGCUACUGCAACUCCCCAUUUCUUUUUAUCUAAAUCUGUAACAAUGCACCAAGCAUGUAACUCUUCACAAUAUCUGUCAUAUGGUUUGUCUUUUGCUAUUGAACACUGGUGGCUUUUUAUAGCCACUCAUCUUCAAAUUCUUCAACUACCCUUUGCUACCAUGUAAAAUUGAUAAUAACCAUAGAUAGUGAAACGAUGUACACAUAUAUUUAUUACACCCACCAGUUUAAUGCUACACUAUAAAGAAACAAGUAAUAAGCAUAUGAUCAACACUAACAUACAGAACGUUCUUUUCUAAUGUUUAUAGAAUUUUGUUAUGUAUUUAUAUCUCAGCAAUCCCGUUGGUACUAUUUUCUUCAUUGAAUGUAUAAACUUUAAAUUUCACAAUAAAUGACAGAAAAUAUAAAGCUUAUCACAUAACCUGCACCACAUUAUAACCCGCACCCACAGUGGAAGUUGUAAAAAUCAAGUUAUAACCUGCAGGUUAUAUAUGGCAAAAUACGGUACCAUAGCCCCGCCGGAUUAACAUAAGCCAUGUGAGGGAAAUUGGAGAUAGUACACUGUGGGCUGUUGAAUGUUGCAGGGAGUUGUCCGGUAGAACACGUACCCUGAUUGCGUCUGCUUAGCUCAAAAUAAAUACUAUAUAAUAAUAAUAAUAAUAAAUAAAUAAAUACUCUAGGACUCCCCAUCUAAGCCAUUGACCCUACUGGAAAUAAUGAACAGGGUAAAUCCCUUGAUAUUUGUUAGGCUAGCCAUUUGAAAAUUUGAAUCAUCAAACAAGAAGAGCUUCUAAAAACAGGCUCCAUCAAAUAUAUGUGGUUUUUUUAAAAGUAAGCAACAAACACAAUUAUACAUGUUUAAAAAUUGUUCGUUUGGCGUCAUACAUGGCGUUACGAUUUUAUUCUAUUCACAAUUUGUCACUCAGACCUUGCCGUGAGUUUUAGUUGCGAGUGUGACAAACCGCACGCGCAAAAGGCCCUGUGCGUGCCAUGGUGUGCAUUUUUUUAAAAUUGUUUUAAAGUCUCUGAAUGCUUUACACAAUAAAAUCAACGUGUAAACAAAAUAUGUGUGUAUUUUUUUUCUUCCACUAGGCUUUCUCUGGUUCUCAAUCCACAUUAACAUAAUUGCUGACGUAAAAUACAAAGAUACCGUAGUUGCAUCCACAAAAAAGUUGCCGACAUAAUUUUGUUGUGAAAUGUAAAUGAAUGCCACAAUCAAAAACGCUCGGUGUUAUUAUGAAGAACGUACGGUAUAAAGAACAUUGAAGUUGGCCCCUUUCCUUCGUGCUGACACUCUUAUGCUUCGCUGGUGCAUUACACUGAGACUCAAACGAAAGACGGAAGACCAUUUGGAACCAUGCCACAAGUCAGUCCGACCUUCAUCGUCAGAAGAGUGCAUACCCAUGCAAGUUAAAUAUAAUCAGAACAUGGGAGAGGUUAGGUGUCCUAUACCUUAAAGGAAUCUUAAGUUUAAAAAUAGAAGAAAAAUGAGUGCAUUUACUGAGGAUGCAGUUCAGGUGAAUGAGAAAGAAGAGGAGGAUGAAGAUGAAUAUGAUUGCAUAAAAGUUAUUGAUCGUAAUCACUUAAAUAUUGUCACAAAUCUUGACUUGGAGCGCCAAUUUAUAAUGAGCUAUCUUCGAAGUAAAUCAGUCUUAGAUGACGAAGAUUGUGAAAUUAUAAGCAAAACAGGAAACACACGCCAACAAAAAGUUUCCAUUUUCCUGGAUGUCAUAAAACGCAAAGGCGUGGCUGGAGUAAAGCAUUUCUUUGAUUCUCUUGAAUAUGAACAUCCCUGUUUAUAUGAACAGUGUACUGGGAAAAAGCCUACAGCAGUAAUGACACCUUUUCCACAUAUGUCUAAUGGUACCUGGAACUGGACAACAGGCUUGGCUGGCAAAGAACUGAUCGAUUUUGAUCGUGUCAUACUUGCAAAACAAUUACAGCAAACGGCCAACGAUUUAUCUUGGAUCACAAGGUCUUUGCACAAAGCACAAGAAGAGAAAAAUAUUAUCGAGAAGCAUUUGCUAGAAGCUAACAAUAAGAAUCAGAUGCAACAGCAGCACAUAAAAGAGUUGAAGGAAAUUAUUGAAAAAAGUUCCGAAGUGAAACGCCUCACUGAAGAGAAUUGUGCUGGCAACAACGAAGCCGUCGCUCAAGCUCAAUGCUUGCAACGGGCUAUUGAACAAGAGAUCGUUCAGAAAACUAACUUAAUCAUCGCAUUGCAGGGAAAGUUGUUGGCGCAGACGGAAGAGAUUGAUGAUAUCAGAAAAGAAAACGGAGAGUUGAAAUUGUUCAAUACAAAGCUAAAGGAAGAGGUUUUAGACCUUACACUCAUGUGUGAUAGCGAACGCAGAAACUCUAAGAGGUUAAACGAACAAGUUAUAACACAUCACGACAAAAUGAGACAGGUCGACUCCUACAAGAUGGAAAAUCGCGACUUGAAGCUGCGACUUUCUUGUAUGGCAGAAGAGAGGGACGAGUUAAAGCGAGAGCUAAACGAGUUUCGAAAAUACAGCGAAGUGCUCAACGCCAAGUACUCGAUCAUCGACAGAGAGAAAUGCAAGUUGAAGGAACAUAAAGACGAACUUUCUGUCUCCUACCUCAGCGCCAGAGACCAAAUCAACGAUAUCAGUAUACGAUGCACAGCUCUGGAUUGCGACAACGCUUACCUAUUGCGAAAUAACAAAAGAUAUCAAAGUGACAUCAAAACUUACCGCGAGAAUCAGAAAACACUGCAAGAAGAACGUGAAAGGUUAAUGAAGGAGCGAGACGAAGCGUGGAAAGCUGCCGAAAGUUCACAAGAAGAGUUGCUUAGGUACAAGAGGGAGCACGAUGAGGCCAUUCACAACCAAAUGGUUAUUAACUCUGCGCUUGACGGAAAAUACAGAGAUGCUGUAGAAGAGGUGGAAGACAUCAGGGCUUGUUUACGACAAACAAACGAAGAGCUUGUUCUCACCAAAAAAAGACUUGGUAGCGAACUUUCAAGAUCGAGUGGAUCGUUCACUUUUGAAAGUUUGGAAGUACCAGACAUCGGGGCAAAGAAAGAACCUGAUACUGAAGAAGAUGUUCCGAUUUCUCUUGAUAAAGUAUCCGACUGCUCUGAUGACGAAAGCAAAAACACAGCCUGUUUCAAGUACGCCUACAAAAAACGGCCGAACAAAGACUUACUCGAUAGCAUAAAACGUAAGGUGUCGGGAGAGGAGGAGAGACUGUUUACGUUGGAAAGCAAAAGCCAAAGUUUACCCGCUAAGGGCUUGAUGACGUUCGAUCAGAUUCGUCUGCUCUACGGCACAGAAAAUACGAUUUACACAGAUAGUCCAGUUAUGACUCUGCCAAAAUGUAACAAGAAAAAUAACGAGCUGUUGUCAACAAGGUCCGAUAUCAUACGCACAUCUUCAAGCAUUUCUGCAAGUUAUCCGUCGGCUUCGCCCAGAGAAAGAGGCGAAGAAGUUGUCAACGCCAACGAAUUCACUCGGUUAAACUCGAAUAAAGAAAAUAAGUCGAACGAAAUUACUCGAUUAAACUCUAAUACAGAUAAUAAAUCGGUUCGGAGAGAGGUUUCCGAGGAAUCCGUUUUUGAACAUUCCUUUAACGGAAGUAUGCCUUUAGACGUUAAAAGUGUACUUAAACGACAGGACGCUGUAAGGCACCUAGCGGAAGUUACAUCAAAGCAGGAUAGAGACUCACAUCAUUUCGAGCCUGAUAUGAAGGGUUAUCGGAAACGUUCCAUCCUUGUAGACACUCAAGCGUGGAACAGAGAGCGCUCUUCUUCAGUUCCCGUUUCACUAGCCUAUUCCUGCAAGUUUCAGGACUUUUAAAUGACUUUCAACGAGCAGGUUGGAGAGUACGAUACAGAUAGGUGAAACAGUUCUUGAUGAGAUAAGCAGAUGAAGACCAGAAGUGUGUUCAUAGAUUUUGUUCUGUAAAAAAUUUUUCUGAAACUGUAAAUUUGUGAUACUUUUUAUUUUUGUUUUCUUCAGACGCGAUAGUAACUUUUCGUACACCUAGUUGUUUUCGGGUUGUUUUUCAAACACAACUGCAGCGUCUCUGCAACAAAGGGUGACAAGAUGAAACUUAUGUUCUGUGAGAAGACUCUUUAAUUAAUACCAUCCUUGGUAUGGUUUUUUAUUUAAUUUGUGAAUAUGUGAAUUAAAAAGACAUGUAUAUAGCUGUUGUAAACUCGUUCCUAGGGCUUCUGUCAUCUCAUACUGACAUCAAUAGCAUGAAGAGAAAAAAUCUCAUGGGAACGAAGUUUUAAUUGCAGUAUUUAAUUUAUAAUUUUUUUCUUAUUAUAAUAUGAAGAAUAAUUUUUUAACUCCUGUUGCUGGAUUUGUCAGUGGAUAACUUAUCCUUAUAUCGUUCGGUUUGAGAAAAUUAAAGAUUUUCAAGAUAAAGGUCUCUGAGUUGAAGGUAGUUUUUACACAAAGACAAAAAUUAUUCAGUAUUCGAAUGAAGCGGUGUCUAUCAUCUUUUUUAAAAACUUUCAUCUAUCCAACGUAUUGUGAAAAACCUGAAAAAUAUUAUAACUAGUAUACACCCUAUUUUUUGUAACUAGUUUUAUGCUAGUUUUGUAACUAGUUUUAUAUACAAAUUCGAGAUGUAAUAUAUAGGAAUUAUACAUGCGAUUUUUACAUUAUUUUCAGCAGAUGAAUUUUAGUUAAGCAUAGCUUAUACGACUUUGUACAAAAAUUCAAUGACGAGUAACUAAAUAAAUCAAUCAACAAACA
Messenger RNA from Hydractinia symbiolongicarpus, 6231 nucleotides. Its product is annotated as interaptin-like. Bases 2992 to 5322 code for a protein of 776 amino acids. The record is from RefSeq and is a predicted model, not a curated record. Gene Ontology annotation, biological process: regulation of apoptotic process. NCBI's taxonomy places the organism in Eukaryota, Metazoa, Cnidaria, Hydrozoa, Anthoathecata, Hydractiniidae. The transcript has 11 exons.